Messenger RNA from Gastrolobium bilobum, 1907 nucleotides. Its product is annotated as protein AUXIN SIGNALING F-BOX 2-like. Gene Ontology annotation, cellular component: SCF ubiquitin ligase complex. The coding region runs from base 12 to 1727 and encodes 571 amino acids. Gene Ontology annotation, biological process: SCF-dependent proteasomal ubiquitin-dependent protein catabolic process. The record is from RefSeq and is a predicted model, not a curated record. The transcript is spliced from 3 exons. NCBI's taxonomy places the organism in Eukaryota, Viridiplantae, Streptophyta, Magnoliopsida, Fabales, Fabaceae. Gene Ontology annotation, molecular function: protein binding.
GAAAAAAAAAGAUGAAUUAUUUUCCAGACGAGGUAAUAGAGCAUGUUUUUGAUUACGUGGUGUCACACCGUGACCGGAACUCUUUGUCUCUGGUGUGCAAAAGCUGGUACAGAAUAGAGAGAUGUACCAGGCAGAGGGUGUUCAUAGGGAACUGUUACUCUAUUAGUCCUGAGAGGUUGAUCCAGAGGUUUCCUGGUCUCAAAUCUCUAACUUUGAAGGGAAAGCCUCAUUUUGCUGACUUCAGUUUGGUUCCUCAUGGUUGGGGUGGGUAUGUUUAUCCAUGGAUUGAAGCACUUGCAAAGAGCAGGGUUGGAUUGGAGGAGCUUAGGCUGAAGAGGAUGGUGGUCUCGGAUGAGAGCCUGGAGCUACUUUCUCGUUCUUUUAUGACUUUUAAGUCUCUAGUUCUUGUUAGCUGUGAAGGGUUCACCACCGAUGGCCUUGCUGCUGUAGCUGCAAAUUGCAGGUUUCUGCGGGAGCUGGACCUGCAAGAAAAUGAUGUUGACGAUCACAAAGGCCAGUGGCUAAGUUGCUUUUCUGAAAGCUGCACAUCACUUGUCUCUCUUAAUUUUGCUUGCCUUAGAGGAGAGAUUAAUUUGGGAGCUCUUGAGAGGCUUGUGGCCAGAUCUCCUAACCUUAAGAGUUUAAGGUUGAACCGAUCCGUGCCCCUUGAUGCACUGCAAAGGAUAAUGACGCGAGCACCUCAACUAGUGGAUUUGGGCAUUGGAUCUUUUGUUCAUGAUCCAGAUUCAGAGGCCGAAGCGAAGCUAAAGAAUACCAUUCUAAAGUGCAAGUCAAUUACCAGUUUGUCAGGAUUCUUAGAAGUUUCUCCUAACUGCCUUGAAACCAUAUAUCCCAUUUGCCAGAACUUAACAUCAUUAAACCUGAGCUAUGCAGCAGGCAUUCAUGACAUUGAGUUGAUAGAACUAAUUCGUCACUGUGGGAAACUUCAGCGCUUAUGGAUAAUGGAUUGCAUUGGAGACAAGGGACUAGGUGUUGUAGCUAAGACAUGUAAGGAUUUGCAAGAAUUGAGGGUUUUUCCAUCUGCUCCCUUUGGAAAUCCGGCGGCUGUCACCGAAAAAGGACUGGUUGCGAUAUCAAUGGGUUGCCCUAAGCUUCACUCAUUACUCUACUUCUGCCACCAGAUGACAAAUGCUGCCCUCAUAACAGUUGCUAAGAACUGCCCGAAUUUCAUUCGCUUUAGGUUGUGUAUCCUCGAUGCAACCAAACCCGACCCUGAUACAAUGCAGCCAUUGGAUGAAGGUUUUGGAGCAAUUGUGCAAUCUUGCAGGGGACUUAGGAGGUUAUCAAUGUCAGGCCAAUUAACGGACCAGGUUUUCCUUUACAUAGGAAUGUAUGCUGAACAGCUUGAAAUGUUAUCUAUUGCAUUUGCUGGAGAGAGUGACAAGGGAAUGCUCUAUGUGUUGAAUGGAUGCAAGAAACUUCGCAAGCUUGAGAUAAGAGACAGCCCUUUUGGUAACAUGGCACUUCUGACAGACGUAGGGAAGUAUGAAACAAUGCGAUCCCUUUGGAUGUCGUCGUGUGAAGUGACCGUCGGAGCUUGCAAGACACUUGCUAAGAAGAUGCCAAGGUUGAAUGUGGAGAUCUUCAAUGAAAAUGAACAUGCAGAUUGUAGCCUUGAAGAUGGACAAAGGGUAGAGAAGAUGUAUUUGUAUCGUACAUUGGCUGGGAAAAGGAAAGAUGCACCAGAAUAUGUAUGGACUCUUUAGGUGCAUCUUCUUAGGUCUAUUUGAUUACCUGUUAUUCAGCAGUUUGUAUUGGUUUAGGCUGACUGAUAAAUGCAAUUUUAGCCUGGUGUAGUGGUUUGUUCUUUACUUGCAUUUUGCUAGUUUUAUGCAUAUAUUAGAUGAUGUCUUUGCUUUUUUCUCUUGAUCUUAUUAUUAUUAUUA